AUGCUUCUUCAUGCCAGGGAUUUGGAUAUCAAAACAUCAGGGACUGGCUGUGUGAAGAUUCAGAAAAUAGAAUGUGAUAACUGCAAAAUAGAGACGGAGAAGGGGACUAGUGUCUUGCAGUCAAUAAAGAGCCAUAAAAUCGAUAUACGGACAAACGGUGGCAAAGUAAUUGGUCUUGGAACACUUUAUGGAAAUACAGAUAUUCAUGCGACAGAGAAGGGUAGCGUGAAUAUAGAGAAGCUGCAGGGGACAUCCAUCAACAUAUCUACUGAAGAUGGGCUGCUGAAAACUAAGUAUCUCUAUGCAGAAUCAUCAUACCUGUCUUCAGUAGCUGGUGAUAUUCUGCUGGGUAGUAUUCACGGUAACACCAGCCUUCAGACCAAAACCGGGAAUAUCACAGUAGAUUCAUCAGAUGGGAGUCUAAAAGCUUCUACACAUCAUGGGACGAUAGAUGUUUAUGUCAGUCAAUUAAGAAAAGUGGAUCUGAAAUCCCAGAAAGGUUCAAUUACAGUCAAGGUACCUGCCUCUCUCAAAGCCUAUUUACAACUGUCUGGAAGAAAAGUGGAUGUGAGCUCAGAGAUUCAGUUAAAAGAGACACAGAGUGCCUCCAAAGAUGAUCACGUAACUAUAAGUGGUCACAUGAAUCAACGGGGCGAAACAGACAGAUGGAUUAAGGCUGACACACAAAAUGGCAAAGUGUGUCUUAAAAGCCAAAGUUGGAUCCAGUCUGUCAAGCUGAAGAGUUCUUAAAGGGGAAAUCGGCCAAAGAUAAUAAAUCAGGACAUUGUAAAGGAACAUUUCUGUAAAAUUAUGAACCUUUUUUGAUGUAUACUCUUAAUAUAAGAGAGAAACAAUAUUAAAAAUGAGGGCGUUUUAAC
Messenger RNA from Nestor notabilis (Kea), 878 nucleotides. RefSeq names its product family with sequence similarity 185, member A (gene FAM185A). The transcript is spliced from 8 exons. The record is from RefSeq and is a predicted model, not a curated record. Bases 1 to 750 code for a protein of 249 amino acids. Lineage: Eukaryota; Metazoa; Chordata; Aves; Psittaciformes; Psittacidae.